CUCUCACAUGUAAACAUUCCUCCUUUCCCCCACAGACACAACACCAGAGAGCAGGGCCGAGGAGGGAGAGUCCUUGAGGCUGUAAUUUAAUCAGCAUGUGUCCCUUCAGUCUGCUGAUGUAAAGUUACAUCAGACUCCUUUAGGUGUAUUUCCGUUAAAUCCUCCGCGUGCUGUGAAUGGAGCUCAGCCCCGGCGCGAGCCUCUGAGCCUGGAGCACACAGAGUUAAUGAACACACAGAGUUAAUUAUUGCUUCAUACACACUCUGAUAUCAGUUAAUUCACACGGAGAGCUCACAGAGACACCAUCCUCUGAUUUAAACACACUUUACUUCAUCUUUAAAUCACCGGCAGACCUGAGGAUGAACACCGGAACCAGCAGCGGGAAGACCUUCCUGUUCACGUCGGAGUCUGUUGGACAGGGACACUCCGAUAAAAUGUGUGAUCAGAUCAGUGAUGCUGUUCUUGAUGCGUACCUGAGCCAAGACCCGGACUCUAAAGUGGCGUGUGAAUGUGUGGCGAAGACCGGCAUGAUCUUACUGGUGGGCGAGGUGACCUCUAAGGCCAUCGUGGAUCUCCAGGCAGUGGUCAGAAACACCAUCAAGGCGAUCGGCUAUGACAGCUCUGCAAAAGGCUUCGACUAUAAGACGUGCAACGUGCUGCUGGCUCUGGAGCCUCAGUGUGAGGAGAUCUCAGACUGUGUGUUUGAAGGCCGGCUUCAGGAGGACAUCGGUGCAGGAGACCAGGGUUUGAUGUUCGGUUACGCCACUGAUGAGACAGAGGAGUGCAUGCCCUUAACCAUCCUCCUGGCUCACAAACUCAACCACCGGAUGAAGGAGCUGUCCAAAACCGGAGAGUGUCCGUGGAUACUCCCAGACUGCAAAUCCCAGGUCACAGUCGAGUACAAAGACAACAAGGGCGCCAUGGAGCCUCUGCGGGUUCACACCGUGGUCAUCUCUGUGCAACACGCUCCGGACAUCAGCCUUCAGGACAUCAGACACCACCUGAUGGAGAAGGUGGUGAAGGUCGUCAUUCCUGCAAAGUACCUGGACGACAAGACCAUCUACCACCUCCUACCCAGUGGGAAGUUCCUCAUUGGGGGUCCACAGGGUGACGCAGGACUCACAGGGCGUAAGAUCAUCGUGGACACGUACGGAGGGUGGGGCGGACACGGAGGAGGAGCGUUCUCCGGGAAGGAUUACUCCAAGGUGGAUCGAUCCGGGGCGUACGCUGCACGCUGGGUCGCCAAGUCUUUGGUCAAAGCCGGACUCUGCAGGAGAGCGCUCGUUCAGAUCUCGUACGCCAUCGGUGUGAGCCACCCGCUCUCCAUCUCUGUGUUCCACUACGGCACGUCGAACAGGGACGAAGACGAGCUCCUGCAGAUCGUGCAGAAGAACUUCGACCUGAGGCCUGGAGUCAUCGUCAAGGAGCUGGGUUUGAAGCGGCCCAUCUACCAGGCCACAGCCUGCUACGGUCACUUCGGCAGAGAGGAGUUCCCCUGGGAGAAACCAAAGUCUCUGCUGUUCUGAGUCCGAUCACAUUCCACGUACACAACAAUCAAGACUCCAGUCCAACUGGAUCCAGCUCUUAAACUGUAACAAUCACUGUGUUUUCUCUGUCUCUGUUUGUGUUUGACCCUAAACUGUGAAGGAGGCGGUCAGUCCCUGGUUUUAAAGGAUGAAUUUGAUUUAAUCAAACUGCUCUUCUUUUGGACCUCAUCAGCAUUAAAUGUGGCAUUUAUAAAGGACUGUCGAUUCUGAAGAAAUCAUGUAUUUUGGUAACAUGCAAUAAACAACAUGUUGAUUAUAGA
This is a messenger RNA of Notolabrus celidotus (New Zealand spotty), 1807 nucleotides long. It is a transcript of the gene mat2al, whose product is annotated as methionine adenosyltransferase II, alpha-like. Gene Ontology annotation, cellular component: cytosol; methionine adenosyltransferase complex. Gene Ontology annotation, molecular function: ATP binding; methionine adenosyltransferase activity. Bases 360 to 1526 code for a protein of 388 amino acids. NCBI's taxonomy places the organism in Eukaryota, Metazoa, Chordata, Actinopteri, Labriformes, Labridae. Gene Ontology annotation, biological process: S-adenosylmethionine biosynthetic process. The record is from RefSeq and is a predicted model, not a curated record. The transcript is spliced from 9 exons.